Messenger RNA from Monomorium pharaonis (pharaoh ant), 2771 nucleotides. RefSeq names its product sorting nexin-8. The transcript is spliced from 10 exons. The coding region runs from base 306 to 1796 and encodes 496 amino acids. NCBI's taxonomy places the organism in Eukaryota, Metazoa, Arthropoda, Insecta, Hymenoptera, Formicidae. Gene Ontology annotation, biological process: retrograde transport, endosome to Golgi. The record is from RefSeq and is a predicted model, not a curated record. Gene Ontology annotation, molecular function: protein binding; phosphatidylinositol binding.
GGACUCCCGUCACCAGUCCAUCGCCGCGCGGCGACAGCGUGUAUCGUGCCGGUGUUUCGCGCGUGUCGUUGUCGCCGUUGUCAUUGUUGACGUGUCGCGUAACGUCGCCGCGAGUGCGAGCAGCCGGGGCCGCGUCACGAGGUCAUUGGUGUUCGCGCGACCGGAACCCGGAACUCCGGCCUCUCGACGACGGCUGAUUCUAUUUCUUUUUUUUUCCCCCCUCCGUCUCUCCGCCGCACUCCGAUCCCCGGCGCUACGAAUGAUUCAUGACGAAUGAUCCACGGAUGAUCCACGGAUGAUCCAACAUGGCGUCGACCGAUCUGUCGUUCGGCUCUAUACCAGCGUUCUACAGAGAAGUCUACGAGAAGGUAUGCUCGCCCACCAGCGGAAACGUGAAGCUCGAGGUGUUCAGGUCCCUGCUCGUCAAGUCGCAACUAAGCGGUUCCAUCGUCAAUCAGAUAUGGAAGCUGAUAGACAGCAAGGCGGAUUAUCUUACGAGAAGCGGACUGUACAAGGGUCUCGCUCUCGUCGCCUUUGCUCAACAAGGAAAGCAACCGAGCGAUAAGCUACUGGAAAACUCCGAGUCGCAAGAAUUACCCGUUCCCGCUCUGGGAGAUCUGUCGGAAGUGACGCUUCUGGCGCAGAGGCUGCACCGGGGCAAUCCCACAAAGCUAAAUCACACCUACUCGGACAUCUGUAAUCUGGACACUAUCGAGGUCAACCUCGUUCCCGAGAAGAAGGGCAUCUUCCUGAAGCACGUGGAGUAUCAAGUCACUAGCAAGAGAUUCAAUUCUAUGGUCUACAGGCGUUACAAUGAUUUCGUGUCAUUGUACGACCUCCUCCUGGCCCGGUUUCCCUACAGAUUGAUCCCCAAGUUACCACCGAAGAAAAUUGUAGGAGCGGACUCGCAAUUCCUCGAAGAGAGGCGGCGCUCUCUCCUGCGGUUUCUCACGCUGAUCGCUCGCCAUCCAGUGAUGAGCAAGGACCCGAUCGUGCAGUUCUUCUUCACGUAUACCGGCGACGAGACGCAGCACAAGAUCCGCGAGGUAUUCAGGCGCGUGCCGGAUGAAUUUGCCACGUCCGAACUGUCGUCGAAGGCGAAAGAGCUGAUGCCACCCGAGACACUGACCGAGUUCGCGAACAGCCGCGAUCAGAUACGCGUGAUACUCCUCGGGAUCUCUCGGCUGAAACACAUCGCCGACAGCCUGGCAAUCAGGUCGCACAAUUACGCGGUGGACAUGGCCGAGCUCGGCAAUCAGCUGAGCACCCUGGCCGCGGAACAGCACGGCACUAGUACCUGGCUCACCGGCGCCUCCAGCCUUUGGCAAGACAUGAAGAAGGGUUUCCACGUAAUCUCGAAAGAGUUCAACCUACUGUCGACCAGAGCGCUCCAGCAAGCGGUUAGGGAGGAGACCAUGGUCUGCGAGAGGCUUAAUCUCCUGCUGGACAUUUUAGUGGCGCACAGAAUGUUGUGCGAGAGACACGAACGAGGUGUCAGCGCCGAUCACCACCGUGCACUGUCCACGAUGCUGUCCCUCAAGAAGCGGCAGAUGCAAGGCGUUAUUCGCGGCACCGACGCCGACACCGUCGAGAGCCUCGAGAACAGGAUGGUCUCCCAGGAAUCCGUAAUCGCCAACGUCGAGCUGAGAAAUUGUUUCUCACUGCUCUGCCUGCACAUGGAGACCCAGCUCGUUCACGCGCACCUAGAGAUACUCGCGACCGUGCUGCAGAGCCUCGUGAACGUGCAGAUCCGCGGGCAUUCCGAGAGGCCUCGUUGGCUGAAGUAUGGAAACUAAUCGAACCGACAAUUACAAAAUGUUUGCCCGAGAAGUUAGCGAGCGGGUCCAAUGGAGGAUAGCACAGGAGCAGCAAAGUUCCAUGUGGGUCCCGACAGAUCAUGCGUUGCCAAAUAACACUGAUAACCGAAACUUGUACACCUAUUCCUAGCAAACAUAACCACUGAUGACAGUACGAUUCUGCCAAAAAAGAAUGAAGAUAGAAGAAUGAAGAUAGAAGAAAGAAGAAAGAAAGUCUCUGUUUUAUAUUAUAACAUAGAUUCUAUAUUGAUCUACAUAUAGAUUCUAUGUCUGCCCGAUUAUUAGAUAGAUUCUUGCAUUUGUGUAUCCUUUGAUUAUCACAAUUAGCAUGAUAUUUAACCGGCGAAAUUUAUACCUUUCAUUAAAUAAUGAUAGAAAGGAAUCUCGAAUGUGUAUAGCGCGUAAAACGUUUUAAAUAUUCUCUGUUGUGUACUUAAUAUAUUUUAUGAACCAACGAAUGAUAUUUCUAAUUAAAUAAUUGUUAAAUCGCUCUAUGUGUACAUAAGAACUUAUAGGUUGUAUACACACACACACACACAUACACACACACAUACACACGUCGUAUCGAUGCGUGAAAAGAGUGCCUAAGCGAUUGUAAAUAUAUACAUAUGUAACUCAAAACCUUUGCAAGAGAAUUUAUAUUUCAUAUCGUGCGUACACGUGAAUAAUCUGAGAAUCGUUAAUGUACGCUACGUUAACCGUGGAUACAUUAACUCUUACAUAUAUUAAAGAGUGUCUCAGAAUUAUCGUCAUUUCAAGUGAAUUUAAUCUAAGUUUACAAUUCAGUCGCCGAAAGUUGAACGAAGAAUAUUUCAGAUAAAGAGGGAAAAAUUUAUUUUCCAAGUGAUCAGAAUAUUCAUAAAUACGCAAAUCGAUGAUAGUUUGGAGACGUUUUGCAUGAUACUCAUGUUUAUAACAUAACAGCGAAGAAAUAUAUUGUUAUUAUAUCAAAAA